CUCCUCCAGAUACUCAUCCAUAUGAGGCAUUCGAUUUCUACCACUCUCGCCAUCACCGAGCUCUUCUCCGCCUCUGUAUGGGCGGCGACCUGCUAUCACAGUAAUGGAACCAGCCAUACGACGGAUGAAUCCAAGAUAUGUGCCUUCAAUGACUUACAAGGCCAGUGCUGUGGCCUGUCGGACAUUUGCCUGAAGAAUGGCCUUUGCAAGACUACUGGCUCCGUUACCUCCUACUGGCGGGAUACAUGUUCUAAUUCGAACUGGACCCUGGCGCAUUGUCUGCAGGAGUGCACAGGCCAUGGGGGGAAUUCUCUGAUGACACCAUGCGACGAAAAGAAUAAAGACUACUCUCGAACGUGGUGCUGUGGCACCUCCAAGGCCUGCUGCGAUACCGACUCUGCGAUUACUGUUGAUGUGAAUCUUUUCCUCGAGUCCACCUCAACAACUACCAGUAGCACUUCAGCGACUUCAACUUUGGCUCUAGCAUCUACGUCUACAUCUACAUCAACCUCUCCCUCAACGUCCUUACCAGAUACUUCAUCGACCUCCUCAGACACCCAAUCAUCCGCAAGUCUUUCGCAAGGUGCGAAGGUGGGCAUCGGCGUUGGAGUUGCCGUGGCGGGAGUGUUGAUAAUCAUUGCCCUGCUAUGGUUGUUCCUCAUGCGCCGAUCUCGAAAAACCAAGAACCUGGGGUCUGGCGCCCGCGCGGCAUCAGCCAGUUCUUGGGCGAUAAGACAACCAAUACCACCCCAGGAACUUGGGGCGAAUGAUGCCCAUGAGGUUUCGGCUAGUGACAGAGAUACGGUGCAUGAAUUACCUGGUGAGAUGGAAGUGCGGCGUUAGGGAGUGGUGGCCA
Aspergillus steynii IBT 23096 is the source of this 856-nucleotide messenger RNA. RefSeq lists its product as uncharacterized. The transcript has 2 exons. Bases 22 to 843 code for a protein of 273 amino acids. The record is from RefSeq and is a predicted model, not a curated record. Lineage: Eukaryota; Fungi; Ascomycota; Eurotiomycetes; Eurotiales; Aspergillaceae.